Molecule: messenger RNA, 795 nt
Organism: Impatiens glandulifera
Lineage: Eukaryota; Viridiplantae; Streptophyta; Magnoliopsida; Ericales; Balsaminaceae
Product: prostatic spermine-binding protein-like
Exons: 3
Coding region: 117-647 (176 amino acids)
Source: RefSeq, a predicted model, not a curated record
AGGCUCUUCUUGUCACUCUGUUCUGCCCGUGCCCCAAAACCCAACCCUAACUGUACACAUUUCUCUUUUCUCUCUCUAUAAUUUGAUAACACGCCCUUGGAGAGUGACUGGCAGCAAUGGAGGUCGAUGGGUUUCGUUCUAACUUGGCAGUUUCGGUCUGCUCGGUCGUGGCCGGAGAGACUCUAUUGUCUGCACAGAGGUUCUUUGCUUACCUCUACCUUACGCUGACUGCAAUAGCUCUAAACAAUUUGAAUGGGUUUCCAGAAUUUACUGGGACAGAUGAGAGGUUUCCCCUAGCUGAACUUAAUAAAAGGCAACAACCCUGCCUUGAAAACAAAGAUGCCAGUGAUUCCGAAAAUGAUGAUGGAGAGGAUGAUGAUGAAGAUGAUGAUAAGGAUGAUGAAGAUGAUGAUGCGGGGGAUGAAGAUUUCUCGGGUGAAGAAGGUGCAGAUGACGACGAUGAUGAUGAAGCCGAUCCCAAUGAGGAACCCAAGUCUAAUGGCAAGAAAGGUGGUAGUGAUGAUGAGGAAGAUGAUGAAGAAGAAGAUGACGAUGAAGACGAUGAUGAGGACGAUGAUGAUGAUGAUGAGGAUGAAGACGAUGAUGAAGAAGAUGAAGACCAACCACCUCCUAAGAAGAGGAAGUAGUUUAAGAAAUGAGCUUUAGGUUGUUUUAUCUUUAUGGAUUCUUUUUAAGGUUGUUCUGGAUCUCUGUUAAUUUGUGACUUGUGCUGUAUGUGGAGUUUGUAUUUGACUAGCCAAUUGGGGAUAUUUCUGUAGCGUUUCUAAACUUGAA